Messenger RNA from Anisakis simplex (herring worm), 5712 nucleotides. NCBI's taxonomy places the organism in Eukaryota, Metazoa, Nematoda, Chromadorea, Rhabditida, Anisakidae. The record is from the annotation of a GenBank genome assembly.
AUGGAUAUGUGCAAUUGGCAAUUAAAUAAUUCCCUAUCGAUAUUGUGUGAACGUUUACGGUCUGAAAAAUUGCUUGUGGCGAGUGAAUUAGAGAAUAUACAACGAUUAAAUGAGCAAAUUGAUGAAGAGCAGUUACUGCUGGCACAGCUUUCUUGGAUCGUUAACCGGCAACAGGAUAUUUUGAAUCGAUUAGUGAAUUCACAUCCAAGUGUGUUACCAGAGAACAGCUGUUUACUGAAUGCUCAGUUGGAUUCGGCUGAUUUUAUCGAAGCAUAUCAGCGUAUUGAUGCGCAUCAUUAUAGUUCGUUGACGUCAAUCCUUAACACUCUCUACAAAUCACCAAAAUCAGUUGCUGAAUUACUGAAUGCUUCUGAUCAAAUUGUUAAGGAAAGUGAAGAGAGCAAUGAAGGAUUCGUAUCGUGUAUAUUCAGUUUUUUGUAUGGAUGUUGUGUAUUUCCGAACGAUGAGCGUUAUUUAUUGGAAGUUUUAUCGUAUCUAAUUGAUAUGCAGUUGUCGUCGAACAGUGAUCCUAGACGUGUUUUGCGCAAGGGCAAUGCUGCGUUCUGUCGUCUUUAUCGGUUGUUCUCUGAAGGAUUGUUCAUUGAUAUAUUUCUAACCGCUGCUUUACAUGACCCGGUUAUGUAUGUCUUAAGUCAGGAUGAUAUAUUUCUCGACAUUGAUCCAUCCAAGUCGGCAAUUCGUUUUCCACCAGAGGAACGUAGAAGAAGAUUUGGAGAGGAUGAAAACUCACUGAGUUAUUUACAACGAUUGAGUGCACAUCGUAAAGUUAUCGAAUCGAAACUGAUUGCAAUUAGCACUCGUUUUGUUCAAGGUAUAACAGAAGCAAUGAGCUGUUUUCCACAGAGUUUGAGUUGGCUUGUUAAAGAAUUGUAUUCGACGUUAAUCGAUCGCAAUAAACUUACAACUGAACAAGGAUCAAUGGCACAAAUUGUUCAUCGAGUAUUAGAAAGCAGUGGAGAGUCUUUAAAUGAACUCUUUUCCAAGAACACCUUCGACAGUCAUCAGUGUGAACAACAUCUUAGACGUUCUUUUGUUGCCAAUUUCUCUGAGCUUAAUUGCUUUCAUGCGAUAUUACGUUCGAGUGCAAUCGAACGGAUAACUGAUACUAAUAUUCGUCGCGAUAUUCGCAAUCUGAUACGUCGAAUGCCAUCUCGUUUCGAUGCUCCAAAUUCCCCUCAGCGCAAUAUUGAUACCAAAAAUGAGUCGAGAAUGUCUCCUCCGAUCUCAAAUAAGUCAGAUGGAAAUGCUCAAAAUUCAACUCUAUCGCCAACUUCGUCCCGUAGUAACAAAUUACGAACAUUCGCAGAUAGAGUUCAAACGGUUGCUCACAAAGGACAGUUACGUUUGCGCAGUCAACACUCUUCACAGCAGGACAGUAAUGGGUCUCAUCCAGGAGCUGCAUCCAACGUUGAGGUAUUGAUAUUUGCAUUAGGCGACAAUAGCGAACCGUUGGGAUUGUGUAGUGAGGAGAAGUUUAUGGAAUCGUUACGGCAGCCGUUAUCGAUCAGAAAACAUAAAACUUCUGACGGUGCAUCUGAGAAACGAACUCGUUUCCUUGAUUCUGAGAGUAUUGGUAUGUCAGAUCGAGUAACUGAUGCUGGAAGUGAAGAUGAAGAAGAAGGCGCUAGUUUGUCGUCAUCGAUUGAAGGUAAUGCAGAGGAUGCGCUAGAGGAUGACGCCGAGGACGUUUCGUCAACGUUGCCGGAUAACUUCAGUGAUGUUGGUUUGAUAAGUGCAAAUGUUUCUGGCAGAGGCUCUCCUUCGAUCAGUGGGCCACCUUCGGUGAGUGGUCGAGAUACACCGCAGUCAUCACACACAGACGCGGCAGUUCAGCAAGAUACUUCGAAUGCAAAUGCAAACAAUACAACGAGAACACGUCAUCAUCUUCAUCGGUCGAACAUGCCGAAUCUACCGUUGAGUGUACGUCGUGAGAAUUCCGAAGGACUUGAAGAUAAGUUCGGUAAAUUCGGUCUUCCUCAGCAAGACAACAAACACCGAUAUCGUGAUGAUACGCACUCUUUGGUGAGCGAUAGUUGGUCAACAGAUGUUCAGCCAUCAGACACGGAAGGCAUCAUGACAGACACUCGUCACGAAGCGAUCAGCAAUCUGCCUGCAAAUAUCCAACAGCUUUUACAACCACCUAAUAAUGAUACCAAUAAUACACAUCAAAUACCAAUUGUCAGCGAAGAAACUGCACCAUCAAGACCGCUUUCUGCGGUCACCAAUAGAAUGACUAAUAGACUGCCGACAUCCACAACAGCAAAUAAUAACGCUGCAACGGCAAAUAUUGCAUCAAACACAACUGCUAAUCAAGCAGGUGCAGCCUCUUCGUCCUCGCUGGGUAUAUUGAUGAAUUCAGAGGAUAGAAGUGAUACGUGGUCUGUUGAUGCGAUGGCGAGUGAUUCAGAAGCAGAUAAUAUGCUGGUGCAUAAUCGAAAUGAUGACCUAUUGCUGAUCAAUGACGACGAUUCCACUGAUCAGCGCAUUGAUACCGCAUCUGGAACCAGCGGUGGCGAUACGCCGUUGCUGAUGUCAACUCAAAGUGAAACGAGUUUAGCGUCAGGUGUCAUAAGUGCCGCAACACAAUCUAAGCAUUUGAAUCCUUCAAAGAAUGUAACGACUGAUUCAUUGAACGAGCAAAUUCACCGCGGUAAUAUCGAUUCGUCAACUAAUGAUCCCAUCAGCAACAACAGUAAUCGUUCGCAUCAGCAACAGGCCAAGAAGAAGGUGCCUCCGGUGGACGUGUCGGUAUUCGAUGAAAUACCAUCAAAUAGCGCAUUGCCACCUAAUGUUCCGUCAAUUGGUGAAGUAGCUGCCAAUGGUAAUAGUAGAGAACGUUUAAGACGUCAGUCGAGCGGCAGUUCAUUCUAUUCAAAAUCUGAUAUCGAUUCUGAGUUUUCAAAAGAUCUGAACGAAGAUGCGCUAUCGACACUACUUGCUGAGUAUGUGCCCAUGUCGUCGUCCUAUAAUCCAACCAGUAACAUAAUGGAUUUAAUCACGACCAAUGCCAAUUCACACACAACGUCCACGAGUCCAGCCGCAUCCAUAUUGGCACGAGCUGGCUCAUUUUGUAACGAUGACAUUGACAAUCAGUCAAUUUCGCAACAGCGCGAUCAUUCUCUUAGUCCCAUCAAUAAUACGUUCCCAUUCAAUGUGACCAAACAGAGGAAAGAUGUAUCGGAAAUGGAUAGAGUUGGCGAGUUGAGUCAGUCGAAUGCAUGCUGCCCACAUUCAAGUGACGUUCACAACGAUACUAAACUAGCUAAUUCUGAUGAAAAAUCAGAAGACGGCGAUAAAUCGACUAGCAAGAACGUUGAUGUAAAUACAAACGCGAUAUCAGGAGGUAUUCAAACAGCAGCAACUGCCAAUACGUCAGGUUUUGCACGUAAGAAGAUAAAUAUCUUUCAAGGACUGCAGAAAGUUGGCGAAUCACUCAAAAUGCGUAAAGGCAUGGCAGUGAGUUCUUUAAAACAGUCACUAUCUCAAGCGACAACGAUGAAUGAAUUAGCAUCAGUUGAUGCCAAUUCAAAUCCAUCAAUGUGUGUUUCGAACGACAAACCGAACACAUUCAAACGAGAUACUCAGCAAGAUAUCACUGGUCGAAAGCGUCUAACUGGCAGUCAUUCAAUGGGUGAGUUGGGAUGUUUGAGAGAGAAGAACGAAAGUAACGAACACACAGCAAAUGCGAUUCUCGAUAAGUAUAAGGGUAAACACGCGAUUGUAAUUGAUUACAAUAAUUCACCCGAUAAUCUCGAACGCGUCUCGAAUCAACUCCAUCCUGCUCAGCAGUGCAUCUCAGUGCUAUCGUCAUCAUCGUCGCUGUCCUAUCUGCCCUACUACGACGCGAAUAACGUCACUCAGUGUCGUGCUUUUAUCGAUGCCAAACGUAAAUUACGACUUGUGCUCAGUUCAAUCGGAUCAUCUUCAUUACCAGAUCUCUCGAACAUGACCAUCAGCGAGCAUUCGACUGUCGAUUAUUCGUUAUCAUCCGCAAAUCAGAUCAAUAAAAGAGGCGAAUGUAACGAUGCACAGUAUUUGAAGAAUUUUCUGCAAAUAUUGCUUGCUGAAAGUAUCAAUGGACAAGAGAAGACAUUGAGUGCUCAAAUUAGAGAAGUCUUACGUUGUAUCACGGUGUUCAGCGAUAAAGAAAUUCGUAAGUUAUUGAGAACGUUAAAGGAUGAACAUCGUAAACGUACUGCUUAUGUUUUAUACUUACAACAGUCAAGACUCACUCUCCUUCAGUAUCGUUCCUAUCUUGAAAAACUUUUGAACCGUGUUCAAAGGGAGAAAUCAUUAACUGUUGAAUGUCUGGUUGAAGUAUUGGUGCGAUUCUAUUUACAACAACGUGAUAUGUACGUGCGUCGAUUCAUUAAUGAUUUUCAGCUGUUGAAAGCACAAGAUGAAAGAACAGAUGCAGUCGAACGUGCGUUAACAAUGUUGUAUGAGCGUAUGCCGAAUGAGGCGAUGUGGAAGGACGCAGACAAAGAGAUGUUAGCUUAUGCUCGUAAAAGCGUUGAACGUUCGAUCAUGGCACAGAUUCAUUUGAUCGCAUUCUAUCCAAAUGGAGAGGCUGAUCAGUGCAGAGAUAGUGUAUUCCAUAAAUCGUUGCGCAAACUUGCCCAAAUAAUCACACCAGAUCAUGCUGAACUGAGAAUUCCACAGCGUUUCCACGGUGAAUGUCCAUGGCCAUCAGCUCAAGCAGAGAUAUCGAUAAUCAAUGCAUACAAAUCGCCUCGUGAUAAAAUCGCGUGUGUUGUUCGUUGUUGUGAAACCAUCCAAAAUCUAAUCUUCCUCGCGCCUCAGCGCGGUACCGCUUCAGCCGACGAUAUCACACCUUUACUUGUUUAUAUCCUUAUACAGGCAAAUCCGCAAGCUUUAUUGUCGAAUAUCCAGUACAUUAAUGGUUUUUAUGGUAAUCGGUUGGAAGGUGCUGAGGCUUAUUGGGAAUUCGGCGUUGAAAAUUUAGAAGAAUCAUCGUAUGUGUCAUGUAUGAAUUCAGCGUUAGAAAGAAAUUAUCAAUGCUUUGCAGACGGCACAGUGAACACUUCAAUUUUGAUGAGUGAAAUGGAAAGUGAUGAAAGUGGUAGUCGAAAUGUUUUGUUGGGCACGAUUGAUGAACAUUUAGUGCGUAUGCGUGACCAUAUUAAGGUGGUUCUCGGCAAACAACGCAGUAAAGUAUAUUUUUCAUACUUCAAGGAAUGGCUGCGGGGCCAUAAAUCACAAGAAGAGUUCAAUGGAUUGGGUUUAGCGAUGAUGCCCACUGACCAAAAAUUCGUUCAUAGUGAUUUCUUUGUUACGAUGAAGAAACUUUGCGAUAUGCAGCAUAAAGAGGAUAAUGCGGUCCGAAUAUUUGAUGAUAAUCGCUUGACGAAACAGCAAAAAGACUUGAAUGCAUCCGCUCAAGGUGUCUCAAAUGAUCAAGCUAUCAAAAAACCAAGAUUAAUCAGCGAUAUUGAGUACGUAGAUACAAGGCAAUCAACCGCUAUUGUACCAUCGAUACCAACUGAAUACAACGCCAUGAUGGAAGGUCUUUCUGAAGUACAUCCGUUCUCUGGAUGGUUGCCGAGCAAAGGACAAAUAAAGGGACGUAUGCUAUUAGCAGUGUGGGAACAUGGUAUCGAAAGUAUUACAGAUGAUUGUAUAAAUCCCUUACUUGUUGUUAUUCGAGUAAGUUUUAUUUUGAGUUUCUGA